ACACUGCCCCAGUUUUGGAGACUCUCCGCUGGACAGCGGCAGUGCGCAGGAGCCACGGAACCCCUCCGUCAGUCUCAGCCGUCCUCUGAGGAGGAAAAUUGCCAAAAAAGUGCUUGUGAAAAAUGUAAAAAACUACAGAGUGAGUCGGUGAUCUUGUGCUUUUUGGCGGGAAAUCCCAGAGGCCGCACGUGUGAAGGCAGAAUCCCAAGAUGGGAAACUCUCAGGCUGUGCCGGACAAGCCUGCGGGCAAGAUGGUGAAGGCCAAGAGCUUCAUGCGCUUCGGGGGCAAGAAGACACCCACGAAGGAGCCCAAGGGCGAGCCUGAAGUGCAGGGCAUCCUAAUUGGGGGCCACAGGAGGAAAUUCAAGUCGGCGGACUCCACGUACUUCAGAGGCCAAGCUGAGCAGUCAGCAGCGUCUCAAGCGGUGCCAGAGUUGACGAACAAUGGGAAUUGUGAGGCGAAUGAGGCACAAUUGGAGGUUCAGCCGCGUAAAUCCAUCAGUGAGCACGUGUCGUUGACCUCGAGUGAAAGACAGGAGAAACCAGCUCCGGCUGAUUGUUCGGUGCUCUUGGAUGACGACCUUCUCAGUUACAAUUCUGCCGUCACGCGGGCCGGAAGUCAAGCGCCAGUGCAGGACAAAUCCAUCCUCCUCGUCACGGACUCGUGGAAGAAGGCGCAGAGUGUGGACAGAGGACAGGCAGUGCGAGAAACCACAUCGAAUUGCGGGAGUUUCGUGGUGGUGCGCGAACAGACAACCUCUUCCAGUUCAGACUCCAUCUUCACGGACGCCCAGACGCCGCUGGGCUUCACGGCGGAGUUCAAUCAGUGCUACUACAGCGAGGAGGAUGUCUGUGACUCCACGCAGGAUGCCCGCGGUCCCUUCCUGAACGCCCUCGUGAGUCGCAGCACACUAGCGAAGCUCUCAGUGGCGCGCUUGAGCCCCAUCAACGUGCUCGGCGAGAUGGCCCAGGAGCGCUUGCGGAAAGGGAGCAGCGAGGAGGAGCGCCUCGGCGGGUCGCUCUUCAGCGUGUCGCGCGUCAAGAGAGUGGAAUUGAUGGACAAUCUGGCCAAAUUUAGCGACAGCAAUUUACCCACUCCGAGCCAGAACGGCCUGGAGGCCGACGUCAGUCCGCGAGAUGUGCCCCUGCCGCCCACGCCGCGAAGCCCCUCGGACGGGAGUGUGCUCAAGAAAGUGGCCUCCCUGAUCUCGGCUGAACGCCAGCAGCAGCAGCCCGAGAAGAAAGCCCCCAUCGUGCCCGAGAAGCUCAACUUUGGCGUCUACGAGAAGUUUGAAGGUCAGAUGCUAAUGAAUUGGUUGGUGACAUCAGUGCAGCCGCACACCAACCUCACGGACCACGACAUCCACACCAUUUGUCUGCAGACGUGCACAAAUCUCCUCAUGGCCGGCGUCAUCAAGCAGAUACCCGACCGACUGGCGCCCGUUCAGGAGGUCUUUCGCACAAAUCUCAUGUACCAGUGGACGCACACGGAAGUCCCUCCCGCAACUCCCAUCACUCCUGGUCGUCUGGACGCCUCCACGGCGUGGCCUCAUCUGGAUAGGCCUGUAACGGUCCGCGAGGAAGAGACAACAGACAGUCUUCAGCAGCUCAAAGACCGCCUUAGUCAGUGCGAGAGCAUCAGUGAGAUGAAGACUCUGGUGGAAAACUUCCCAGAUCCUCAAGUCACGGACAUGAUAGUCUAUGAGGUUCCCAAGAUCUCCAAAGACAUUCAGCCACACGUGAAACGGAUCCGUCGGAAUUUAUCCAGCGAUCUCAGCGACGCCGAGCUGAGAUCGCUGCAUUUCAUCCCAAAUGGACAGGCGAACGGCUUUCGGCCGAUCUGCGAAGAGAAAUCAACGCAGACGGACUUCGAAGUGCUCCAUCUCAAGAAGAUCACCAUAUCUGCCACAACACCAAAGAGCCCCCUUGCGAGUCCCGUUGCAGAGGCUCCGCCCCCGCCGCCAUUGCCUCCCCCGCCCCCAGUGGCGAACAUCCCGGAAGUUACAAAGCCAGAAGAGCCUAAAAAGGAGAUCAACGCAGACGCGGACACAAUCAAUGGGGAGCGAGAAGCCAGCGUAAUCGUUCCUCCUCCUCCUCCACCUCCACCUCCAGUAAUGGGAGCCGCUGGCCCCCCGCCUCCUCCGCCGCCGCCAGGACCACCACCGCCUCCAAUGCCGCCUGGAGCUGCAGCUCCUCCACCGCCAGCUCCGCCUCCACUCGCCCCAAGUUGCCCCGAUGGCGCCAAAGCAGGUCCUGGCCCGGUUCCCUUUCCCCUCCCUCCGGCCGGCGGAUGGCAGCAGAGUCACACGCUCAGGAAAUCCGCCGUGAAUCCUCCGAAGCCCAUGCGACCACUCUACUGGACACGCAUAGUGGCUCCGAAAUCACCCGUUGAGGAUCUAAGUUUGAAUGGCUCAAAUCUGCUGUGGGCAGAGAUUGACGAGAUGAAGCUGGACAAUCUGGAUGAGUUUGCGGAGCUGUUUUCGCGACAAGCUGUGGUGCCAAAGGCCAAGGAAGCCCCCAAGAUAACAAAAGUGCGCAGCAUCAAAAUUCUCGACAGCAAGAGGAGCCAGAACGUGGCCAUCUUCGUGCGAUCCCUGCAUGCGGACUUUGCUGAGAUUGAGCAUGCUAUCAGCCAUUGCGACACUUCGGUGAUCAGUCUGCAGGCAUUGCAAGUGAUUAGGGACAUCAGAGCCACAUCUGAGGAGCUUGUUCAAAUCCGUGAAGCCUCCACUGAUGAGUCGCCAUUGGAUGAGCCUGAGCAGUUCCUGUUGCGUCUGGAAGACAUCUCAUCCUGCUCUGAGCGGAUCUCCUGCAUUGUCUUCCAGGCGGAAUUCGACGAGGCAGUGACGCUCCUGGAACGCAAGAUGGGUGUUUUCACAGACACCUGCAAUCUUAUGUUGGACAGUGAAAAUCUCAAGAAUCUCUUCUCCAUCAUCCUCACGCUGGGCAACUAUAUGAAUGGCGGGAAUCGAACGCGUGGUCAAGCGGAUGGUUUCGGUCUAGAGAUCCUGGGCAAGCUGAAGGAUGUCAAGUCCAAGGAUUCGAAGAUCACACUGCUGCAUUUCAUUGUGAAGACCUUCAUUGGCGAGCGCAGGAAAAGUGGAACGCCUCUCACAGAGUUGCAGAUCCCCAUUCCAGAAGCUGCUGACGUGGUUGUGUGCGCCUCAGUUGACUUUGAGGAUCUCACGCAGCAGCUGGAGAGGCUCGAGAAGAAGCUCAAGGAGUGCAAAGUAACUUCUCAGCGCGUAAUCGACUCCUCGUCUCCGGAGAACGUUCAGCCCUUCGAGGAGAAGAUGAAGGUUUUCCUGAAUGCCGCCACUGAUCGUCUGCUGUUGCAGAAGAAGGAAGUCAGCGACUGCAAGAGGGUGUUCAACAAAACGAUGGUGUUCUACAAAUUCUCGCCAAAGUCGGGCACGCUGGACGACACAAAGCCCGAGCAAUUCUUUGAGAUGUGGCUCGCAUUCUCCAAUGAUUUCAAAGACAUUUGGAAACGAGAGAUUCAGGAUCUGACGCGUGAAUUGCUCAAAAAGACCAAACCAUCACCCAAGCCGGCUAAAGCCAAGGCCAAGAAAGUCGUUCCGGGCAGCUUGAAGGAUCGCAUGCAGAAAUUCUCCAGCAAACUCGCUAGUUAGUCGCACCCUUGUUAUUUAAACUCCUGUACAUUGUGCCCCUCUCGCCCGUAGAAUUG
This is a messenger RNA of Phlebotomus argentipes, 3688 nucleotides long. It is a transcript of the gene capu, whose product is annotated as protein cappuccino. Gene Ontology annotation, molecular function: microtubule binding; actin filament binding. The transcript has 7 exons. Gene Ontology annotation, biological process: actin nucleation; actin filament network formation; cortical actin cytoskeleton organization. Bases 210 to 3632 code for a protein of 1140 amino acids. Lineage: Eukaryota; Metazoa; Arthropoda; Insecta; Diptera; Psychodidae. The record is from RefSeq and is a predicted model, not a curated record. Gene Ontology annotation, cellular component: cytoplasm; actin filament; cytoskeleton.